CUCUCCUCUAUAGCCAAUGUCAGACUAUGCCCACCCCGUCGACGGUCAAUUCUCCGACGCAGAACUAGAACACGAUGUUCUCCUCCAGUCCUCAGCUCGAGUAGCAGGGGAAGCAUACGUCGACCAGCAGCCGGAGGACCUAGAAUGGUCCGACGACUACCUGGAAGAGGAGGAGGACGAAGUGUGGGAGGAAGGAGAGUACGGGGAUGGGGGGAUGGACGCGGUCAAUGACGAAGAUUGGGAGGCGGCGCAGAGAGACUUUACGAAACAAUACAACCGGCUGCGACAGCAUGUAGCCGUCCGAACCGGUCAUGCACAAGGUCAACAAUCUUCUACUCAGCAAUCAUCUGUCGCUCCCCUCCCAGCUGUCAACCUCCCCCGCCUUGCGAACAAGUCCACCGCACCCGCCACCGCCUCCGCCUCCCAGUCCACGUCCCGCAUAUCAGCACAAGACCAACUAGCGCUGCUCACUGCCAAGUACGCAUCACGCCUCUCACUCCUCGAGUUGCCCUACAGCACCGGUAUGGGAUCCAGCGUGAACCGGAAGGGCGCAGCUGAUCGGGCGAACCUGAAGGACAAAGCGGACCGGGCGACGAGUGAGCAGGUCCUGGAUCCCAGGACGAGGCUCAUCUUGUUUAAGAUGAUUGGUCGGGGGCUGGUGGGGGAAGUUAACGGGUGUAUCAGCACGGGCAAGGAGGCCAACGUCUACCACGCGCUAACCCCCUCGCACCCGCCCACCCACCUCGCACUAAAGAUCUACAAAACCUCUAUCCUAGUAUUCAAAGACCGGGACCGAUACGUCACAGGCGAGCACCGAUUCCGGCACGGGUACAGCCGACGCAACCCGAGGAAGAUGGUCCGUCUCUGGGCGGAGAAGGAGACGCGGAACCUGAAGCGGUUGUGGACCGCCGGUGUGAGGUGUCCGGAGCCGAUAGAGGUGAGGGAGAACGUGCUCGUCCUCGGGUUCUUGGGGCAGGAAGGGUGGGCGAGCCCGAGAUUGAAGGACGCGAGUUUGCCGGAGGGGAGCGUGCAGGAGUUGUAUGAGGAACUGGUGGUUGCUAUGCGGAGGAUGUACCAGACUUGUAGGCUCGUACACGCCGAUCUGAGCGAGUAUAACAUCCUGUAUCAUAACUCCCACCUGUACAUAAUCGACGUCUCCCAAUCGGUGGAACACGACCACCCGCACGCGUUCGAUUUCCUCAGACAGGAUAUCAAGAAUGUCGAAGAGUAUUUUGCGAGGCUGGGGGGGAGGACGCUAGGAUUGAGGAGGACGUUCGAGUUUGUGACCCGGGAUUGGGUGGGGUCUCUUGCUAGGGAGGGGGAGGGGGUUGGGGAGGAAGCGGAGGGGGAGGAGAGACUGGGGCAGGUGAUGCGGGAGUGGGUUGAGCGACCGCUGGAGGUGGACGGGCAAGGGAACGUUAUCCCUGCUAAUGGAGCGCUCCCACCCGCUCUGCCAGCGCAUAACGACGACGCUAUCUUCCUGCGGUCCUAUAUCCCGCGCACGCUGAACGAAGUCUAUGACGCGGAACGGGAUGUGGACCGGCUCCAGCGAGGAGAGGGGAGGGAGUUGAUCUAUGGGGAGAUUACGGGUGUUGUGAGUGUUAAUGAAGGACGGAAGGGGCGGGAUGGGAGUGGGGAUGGGGAUGGGUCUCCCGGAGCUGAAGAAGGGGAUGAGAGCGAGAGUGGGAGUGGGAGUGAGGAGGAGGAUGAGGGUGAGGAGGGGUUCAAGGAGAAAGGCCCGCGUGGGAAGCGGCAUGAGGAUCGCGAGGCCAAAAAAGUACUUAGCCCAAUCCCGUUAUUGACCUAG
Molecule: messenger RNA, 1807 nt
Organism: Dacryopinax primogenitus
Lineage: Eukaryota; Fungi; Basidiomycota; Dacrymycetes; Dacrymycetales; Dacrymycetaceae
Product: RIO1-domain-containing protein
Exons: 5
Coding region: 17-1807 (596 amino acids)
Biological process (GO): protein phosphorylation; maturation of SSU-rRNA
Cellular component (GO): cytosol; preribosome, small subunit precursor
Molecular function (GO): ATP binding; protein serine/threonine kinase activity
Source: RefSeq, a predicted model, not a curated record